AGAUGAGACUGGAUGAGAGGGUGUGGCCAAACACUCUCCUAAUCCAGAAUGAUCCUGUGAGUCAACCUUAGAGCCAGAUUAAUGUACCAGUACCUCAGUGUCUGUGGGACAGACGGGAUAUAAACAGAGGCCAAAACCAGCUGCUGGAUCUUUCAGUCUUGUAAACACUGAAAUUUAAAACUCUCCUUUUGCUUCUACUGGAUUAUUAUUAUUAUUAGUGGGACAACAGUGAGACACAUGGCGCUGCUGAGGUCAGGCUGGCUGUGGAGACAGACUUCUGUCCUAAGACGCUGGAAGUUAAACUGGUGUGACCUUUGGGUAGAUGGGAGUCUCUGCUUCUACAAGACCGACAGCAGGCGAGAGCUGGAGCACCGCGUCAGCCUCAAACUAGCAUGUGUAGACGUGAGAUCUGGCCUGGAAUGUGGAGAUGUGGCUCCACCAGAGAGUAAUCCCAGACAGAAUCUCAUUGUGAUUCAGCUUAAAGACGGCUCAACAGUCAACCUGUGUGCCAACAGUGAGGAUGAAUCCAUAGCGUGGAAACUGACUCUGCUAGAGACCAGGAGAAACCCGGCGUUCACAUACGACCCAUACGAUGACUCCUACCAGGCAAUCCCCAUCAACAGCUACCAAACAGUCUACAUCACACCUGGAGCUGGACCAGGAACCCACCAGGUGAUUGUUCAGAGGGACCCGUUUGAUGGAGUGAUGGAGAACAUAGCGCUGGGGUUACUGGCAGGCAUGGCAGCAGGGACAGCCAUGCGAUCCUUCCUCUGGAUGCCCUUCCUUUUCUGCUGAGAUGAUCUCUGUUACUGACCCGACAACACUGUGACGCUGGGACACUGGGACGCUGGGACGCUGGCAUCAGCAUGUGUAGAGAGGCUCUUUCCCUCCCUUUUGCCCCAUCUCUUCCGAUCACGUCUGCUGAAACAAACUGCUGCUCUUCUGGCUGUUCACUUUUGACUUGUGUGCACUUUUGCAUAUAAGACUUAAGAAGCUGAGAAUGCUGCUAUGUAAUUACAUGUUCUGUUUGUAUAUACAGCACACUGUGUACUCAUGAGCAUUUGUAAAUGUCAGGAAGUCCAUUUUGUAUCUGAAUGUUCUUUUACCUGCCGCAUGAAUUUUACACUCUGCCAGCUUAUACAUGUGUAGUUUGUAAGAUGUGUAGUCUGUAAACUGAAGUAUAAAAAUAAACUUAGAAGGUGA
This is a messenger RNA of Dicentrarchus labrax (European seabass), 1203 nucleotides long. It is a transcript of the gene plekhb1, whose product is annotated as pleckstrin homology domain containing B1. Gene Ontology annotation, cellular component: membrane. Gene Ontology annotation, biological process: regulation of cell differentiation. The transcript is spliced from 6 exons. Bases 238 to 795 code for a protein of 185 amino acids. The record is from RefSeq and is a predicted model, not a curated record. NCBI's taxonomy places the organism in Eukaryota, Metazoa, Chordata, Actinopteri, Moronidae.